Molecule: messenger RNA, 1074 nt
Organism: Ceratosolen solmsi marchali
Lineage: Eukaryota; Metazoa; Arthropoda; Insecta; Hymenoptera; Agaonidae
Exons: 2
Coding region: 175-849 (224 amino acids)
Source: RefSeq, a predicted model, not a curated record
UGCGCAUCGCCGCGACCAUGAGAAACUUUACAACCACCUCAGCUGACGAACAAGAACUGUUACAACAAGCAAAAAAAGGCUCAGAGUAUUUCAGUCUACAUUUUUCUUCAACGGAAAGUCUAGCAAGAUCAAUCAGGAUAGUAAUAGAUAUUUAGAGGUCUUUAGAAAAUAACAAUGAGGUGGAUUAUGUAUAUACUUGGGCUAUUUUUCAUGGCGAUGCGAGGUGGUUUUGUGCAAGGGCAACAUAAACAACAAGAGAAUGAGGAGGAGGGAGGAAUUCUCAAUUGUCUUUUCAAAUCAAAUUACGUGACUUGUAUGAAGAAACGAAUGGCUUGGGAGAUAGAUAGAAUUGAAAUGCAGAUCACUGGUAGAGCUAGCCAAAUUCCAAUGUCCAAAAUCAUUGAGGAAAGUGGCAGCUUGCUGGCCAACGGCAUGCAUACCAUUUUCAGACCGAAAAAAGACGAUAUCAAGACCCUGAAGACCUAUAAGAACGCAAACUCUGAAAUCGAGUCACGGAAAAAGAAAUUAGGUAAAAAGAAAAAGAAGCAUCUACAGAAGCUCCUAUUGAUUGUAAUGCUGCUUAAGUCGAAAAUCAGCCUCCUGCUACAACUUCUCUCGACCCACUUCCAGGUGAAGUUUUUUUUAAUAGCUAUUCUCAGCUUACUAAUGAAUGCUGCACGAUUCUGGCUCGAUAUCAAGAAAGGUCAUCGACCUUCUAAAGUUAUUUAUUAUGAACAUGCCCAGCAUCAACACCAUUAUGACCAUGACGACGAUCAUGGUAUCUGGGGUAGAUCCUCGGAUGAAAUACCUCAGGAGCUCGCCUACAGUGCUUACGCGCCAGAACUUUGAUAAACCAACCUGAACUGCGUGAUAGAACAAAAAAAUUUGUAAUUUUGAUAUACUUACUAUCUUUGAAAAAUACGGUAUCGUUUCAAUAGAACUAGCAUUGAUGAUUUUAGCAUAACUUCUAAAUUGUGUUCGACAGACAAUACAAAAUUAAAAGCUUCACCUAUCUACAAGAAGGUUUAGCCACAACGAAAAUUAAUGAAUGAAAAAUAAAUAUGAGCAUAGAUG